Messenger RNA from Ictalurus furcatus (blue catfish), 2927 nucleotides. RefSeq names its product dopamine receptor D5a (gene drd5a). The record is from RefSeq and is a predicted model, not a curated record. NCBI's taxonomy places the organism in Eukaryota, Metazoa, Chordata, Actinopteri, Siluriformes, Ictaluridae. The transcript has a single exon. Gene Ontology annotation, cellular component: plasma membrane. Gene Ontology annotation, molecular function: dopamine neurotransmitter receptor activity; G protein-coupled receptor activity. Gene Ontology annotation, biological process: adenylate cyclase-activating adrenergic receptor signaling pathway. Bases 1365 to 2732 code for a protein of 455 amino acids.
UGGGUGUUACUAAAUGCAAAUUAGCUGUGCCUUGCAUGCUUGGUAAUUUGCGGGUGAUUGGUAUUCAUCAACAUAAGCGCAUGAGUGUGAAGAAAAUCAGCCUUUCCGAAACUUUUUCAAAUCUGGUAGAUUUUUUUUUUCCCUCUUCUUGGCUUAUGCAACAAAGAUUUAGACACAAUUUUACUAAAAGAUUGAUAAAUGAGGCCCCUUGUUUAGACAUGGCAUAAUGGACUCUAUUCAUGUAUUUUUAAUUAAAAUCCGGCUGCCUCUGCAAGAGUGGGCAAAAUGGGAUAUGGUCUUCCACUAGGACAAUAAUCCAAAACAUAUGACCAAAUCCACAUGAAAAAAUGCUUCAGUGUUCACAGAAUUAAGACAUGGCCUUCCCAGUCCCCUGACCGAAACCCUGUUGAAAGCCUGUGUGGUGAACUGAAGAGGAGAGUCCAGGACCCUGAAAGAUGUGAACAGAUCCUGCAUUAAGGUGUGCUUGUAGAUUCCUUGCUCUGUAUUCUACAGUCUCAUCAAGCAUUGUACUAUAGGAGAAGAGGGAGGUUUCACAAAAAAGACUAAAUGCUAAUAACUGACUUGUGGUUUUGUUUCUAAGUUAAGUUUUUUUUUUUUUUUUGUAAUUGAAUAAAUUCACUUCAAAUUAAGGUUAAUGUGAGAUUAAGCUAAAUAACUAGUCAUUUUUUUUCAUAAUCUUUCUACCCAUCUUUACAAGGUUGCCAAUAAUUUUAAAGCUCUACUGAGUAAUUUUUCCAUGGUUGUUAUAUUCUUGUUAUAUUUCUAUACAAAAAAGGACCAUAUUUAUCUAAUAAAAGCUCGUUUUCAAGCUCUGCAAGGCAAAUACAUAUUAAAUCAAACAUUUCUAGCUGUAUUCCUUUACUUCUGUCUCUGUCUCUCGUUCCUGUUCUCUUUCUCUCACACUCCUUCUGUCCCUCCCUCUCUCUUUCUCUUUUAUUUCUCUCUUUUUCUCCAUGUCUCCCUCCCUGUCUUUUCUCUUCCAACCUCUCUCCCCCACCUCGCUCUAUUUUAAGCGUUUCUCUCUAUUCUAUCCCUCCCCUGCUAGCGCUCUCUCUCUCUCUCUCUCUCUCUCUGACGCGGAUCUGGUUCUCAGUUCGCGCGCUCAGAGCUCUGAGGUGUCACGGAAGCUCAUCCUUUUUUUUUUUUUUUUUUUUUUUGGUUAAAAAAAAGUGGCAUUAAAUGAUGUUGUGACUCAGGACAUUUAAAGAACUUUUUUUAAAGUCCAAAAUGGCGCGUUCAGCUGCCGCGCUGCCCGCGCGCGUGCUCCUCUCCAGUAGCGGAACGGAUGCCGUACCGUCCCUGCGACCGCUGCACGCGCUCACCUGACACCGUCCGCCGUGACCAUGCGGAACCGGAGUGAGCCGGAAGAGGAGGACGGCGACGACGGCCGCCGCGAUCUGGCGCUACGCGUGCUGAUCGGAUGCGCUCUCUCGGCGCUUGUGCUGUGCACGCUCUUCGGCAACGUGCUGGUGUGCGCGGCCGUGCUGCGCUUCCGCCACCUGCGCUCCAAGGUCACCAACACGUUCAUCGUGUCUCUCGCGGUGUCUGACCUUCUCGUGGCCGUGCUCGUGAUGCCAUGGAAAGCCGUGGCGGAAGUAGCGGGGUUUUGGCCGUUUGGCGCAUUCUGUGACAUCUGGGUCACGUUUGACAUCAUGUGCUCCACGGCGUCCAUCCUCAACCUGUGCGUGAUCAGCGUGGACAGGUACUGGGCCAUCUCGAGCCCCUUCCGAUACGAGCGCAAGAUGACCCAGCGCGCCGCAUUUGUCAUGAUCGGCGUCACGUGGACUCUAUCCGUGCUCAUCUCGUUCAUUCCGAUACAGCUGAACUGGCACAAGGCCAGCAGCGGAGCAGAGAUCGUGCGAGGGUUUAACGGCACCGGCACCGGCACCACAGCGCGCGCUCUCACGGAUGCGGAACAGAACAACUGCGACUCGAGCUUAAACCGGGAAUACGCCAUCUCCUCGUCGCUCGUGAGCUUCUACAUCCCCGUAGCGAUCAUGAUCGUGACCUACACUCGCAUCUACCGCAUCGCACAGAUGCAGAUAGGCCGAAUCGCGUCGCUGGAGCGCGCGGCGGAACACGCGCAGAGCUGCAGGACCGGCAGCCGCGCGCUCGAGUGCCAGCACCAACAACAGCAGCACAGCACUCUCAAAACCUCCAUCAACCGCGAGACCAAAGUGCUCAAGACCCUGUCCGUGAUCAUGGGCGUGUUCGUGUGCUGCUGGCUUCCGUUCUUCAUCCUCAACUGCAUGGUCCCGUUCUGCGCGAGACACAGAGAGAACAGCGGUGACAGGCGCGCGGGCCUUCCGUGCGUCAGCGAGACGACCUUCGACGUGUUCGUGUGGUUCGGCUGGACUAACUCGUCGCUCAACCCGGUGAUCUACGCGUUCAACGCCGAGUUCCGGAGAGCCUUCGCGAGCCUGCUGGGCUGCAGGCGUCUGUGCGCGAAAACGCCGGUGGAGACCGUGAACAUCAGCAACGAGUUCGUGUCCUACAACCACGACACGCUGGUGCACAAGGAGAUCGCCGACGCGUACGUGAACAUCAUCCCCAACGUGGUGGAGUGCACGGACCACGAGGUCACGUUUGACCGAAUAUCGCAGCUCUCGCGCCAGGAAGAAGAGGAGGAAGACGAGGAUGUCGUGGUCACGGACUCGGCGGAAAUCAGCUUGGGCAGACUCACACCUUUCAGCAGGAACGGAAUCCGCUGAAGUCGCGCGCAACAAGUAGGAGCGAGGUAGCAGUGGCUCAAAUACACAGUAAAAUCCUCUACAGUGCAGAAUUCACACCUUUAAUGUUCACUCAUACACUGUUUACUUCUAAAGUAUUGCAUUAUUAUUAUUAUUAUUAUUAUUAUUAUUAUUAUUAUUAUUAAUAAUAAUAAUAAUAAUAAUUAUUAUUAUUAU